UCCUUCAGCYUGUGGUCACUGUGCCSAAGACAACCUGCSACGAGGUCACUGAGGAGUCCACAACCACAGACGCACCUGCCGCCGCUGGAGAAGAGGAAAGGGAUGGAGAAAAGGAGGGUCUCAACAUGGGGACGUUUCUGACGGUGGACGAGGUGGGACAAAUGGAGGAGGACGGGGAGAAGAGGUCUGCUGAGAACGUGGAGUCGAAGCGAAGGAGGACAUCUCAGGAGGAGAGAGAGGAGGAGACAGCGAGGAGGAAGAUGAAGAUGGAACCYCUCUUUUAUAAAGACUACAGCAUCCCUCCUUUCAACCCUGACAGCCCUGUCGGCAUGGAGUUUCUGGUCCCCAAGUCAGGCUUCUUCUGCAAGGUGUGUUCUAAGUUCUACAGCGGAACUGAUGAGGCUGAGAAGAACCACUGCAAGACCCUCAAACACCAUCAGAACCUGGAGAAAUCCCUGGAGAAGUGGAGAGCGAAGAAAGACUGACUCUCCAUGAUGAGCUGAAGAGUUAAAUAUUGACUGGCUGUGUCCCAACCACUGACUGAUUCAUUCCUGUCUUAACUCUUUUCCCACUUCCUUGUUUUUGUGUUUCUUCCCCAUGGGUCCAAUCUCUCCCUCACUCACAACUAUAACGGUUUCAUUUUGUUAGUUAUUUUACCAUGAUAUAGAAGAGAAGUGACUCAAUAGAGAGAAAUUAAAGUAGAAACCAGUGUACAAUGAAAAUAAAGUGUUUUAUUCAA
This is a messenger RNA of Salvelinus sp. IW2-2015, 739 nucleotides long. RefSeq names its product RNA-binding protein 20-like. The record is from RefSeq and is a predicted model, not a curated record. Gene Ontology annotation, molecular function: zinc ion binding; nucleic acid binding. Lineage: Eukaryota; Metazoa; Chordata; Actinopteri; Salmoniformes; Salmonidae. Gene Ontology annotation, cellular component: nucleus.